AUGACAACAGGGGAAGAUGGAAAUGAGAGUUAUCUAGAAGGCAGUCAAAUCGACGAAGCGCGCAAAGCAUAUCACAAAGCCAGCGAGCUUGCGGAUGACGCAACAGAGGAAUAUCGUCGUAUGGAACGACUGAUUCCCCGCCGUGGCAGGCAACUUUCAGGGCCAAACGCCGCGUACGGUGACGGCAAGGGAAGCCGACAGCGUAAUGUCAACUACACAGCGGCUGAGCAGCGUGAAAUGUGCGGCCAUGCAAAGAAAGCGUUCCAUUAUAGGAAGGCUGAGUUUAAAUUGAGACGUGUGGCCAGCAAAAAAUACGGAACUGUUGUCAUUAAAAGACAUAAACAAACGGGCUUUGACUCUCCCGCAGGUCACUGGAAGCAGGUCGACGGGAAGCGCGAAAAUGCCGGGUCGUGGUGGGAUGCCGCAUAUGAGCAUCGGGAGAUGGCCAUUUAUUUGGGCUGUCAGGAGGGUGAGAUAUCACCUGUUCCCUCCUGGGGCUCGUCCGACAGUUCUCCGGAGUCCCCGGAACGCGAACUUCCCGACCAGAGCCUUGGCUAG
Messenger RNA from Dichotomopilus funicola, 558 nucleotides. RefSeq lists its product as uncharacterized. The transcript is spliced from 3 exons. The record is from RefSeq and is a predicted model, not a curated record. The coding region runs from base 1 to 558 and encodes 185 amino acids. NCBI's taxonomy places the organism in Eukaryota, Fungi, Ascomycota, Sordariomycetes, Sordariales, Chaetomiaceae.